Molecule: messenger RNA, 1087 nt
Organism: Daktulosphaira vitifoliae (grape phylloxera)
Lineage: Eukaryota; Metazoa; Arthropoda; Insecta; Hemiptera; Phylloxeridae
Exons: 7
Coding region: 104-1078 (324 amino acids)
Biological process (GO): protein peptidyl-prolyl isomerization
Molecular function (GO): peptidyl-prolyl cis-trans isomerase activity
Source: RefSeq, a predicted model, not a curated record
UUAAGUAUCAGACAAAAUAAAUCCAACAAAAAAAUAAGAAAUAUUGAUAUGCUUUAAUAAAAUAGGGCUGUUUUUGAUAUUGAUUUAACAUUAAAGCAAAAAAAUGUUAAAAAAAGUUGAUAAUGCUAAACCCAAAAUUGAUAAUAAGGCACCUAUACUGAAUAUUGGAGCUUACUACCAGAUAGGAAAAAUUGAACAAAAUGCUAUGCAACUAGCAAAAAUAGAAGAUGAGAAUUUCAAAUUAAUUAGGAAUAUAAAUAUUUUAAAUCGUACAAAGGGUAAAACUGAUUGUUAUAAACCAGUUUCAAUGGAUAAUAAGACAAAUAAUUUUGAAUCUAUAAUUUUAAGAAAUCGUAAAAUCUACAGGGAUAACAUAGAACUUUUAUCUAAAAUAGUUAAUGCAAAGUCUCAGAUUAGUACUGAUGAACUAUUAAAGCAUCAAAGAGAACACUCUAAAAGGUUAAAGUUUUUAUCAAAAUAUUCAAAAAAUUAUGGAAAAAGUAAAAUGAGAGAAAUUGACCCUUUAAUAUCUAAGAUAACAAUACCAAAAGAUAUUCAGAUAAAAAAUUCAAGGAUUUUUAUGGAUAUCCAAGAUUUGUCAAUUAACAAAAUGAUUGGUCGGAUAAAUAUUAUACUGUAUGAUAGUAUUGUACCAAUUACAGUUCAAAAAUUUAAAAAAUUAUACUUUGAACAUGCAAAAUAUAGUUACAAUGUUACCCAGAUAUUUCGUAUAGUACCAGAUUUGUUUUGCUUAGGAGGCAAUAUUCAAUUUUUAAAUGGAUUUGAAGGAUUAUCAUUUCAUGACAAUAACUUUACUGAUGAAAAUUAUGUUUUGAGUCAUUGCCUACCUGGAGUCUUAUCAAUGUAUAAUAUUGAAGAAAAUUUAAAUAACUCUCAGUUUCUUAUAACCUUCAAGCCUUUAAAGACAUUAGAUGGACAUAAUGUUGUUUUUGGAAGAAUUACUAAUGGAUUACGUAUCUUAAGAAUGAUUGAAAAUUUGGGAUUACCUUCUGGUAAAACAAAACAUAAAGUUAUUAUUAAGAGAUGUGGAAUUUUGAAAGAUAAUAUGGAAAAUUAAAAAUCAUUA